This is a messenger RNA of Brenthis ino (lesser marbled fritillary), 447 nucleotides long. The record is from the annotation of a GenBank genome assembly. NCBI's taxonomy places the organism in Eukaryota, Metazoa, Arthropoda, Insecta, Lepidoptera, Nymphalidae.
AUGGAAGCAUUGUAUGCAAUUCCGUUCACCGUCCUUGAAGUACCAAACAUUAAAAUCAAAAAGCCAUCAUGGUUGCAGCCUCCAUCUGCAAUGACUACGUUUUCUUUGGUAUUAUUCUCAUACUUCUUGGUGACGGGAGGAAUUAUAUAUGAUGUGAUCGUUGAGCCGCCAAGCGUUGGCUCCACGACUGAUGAACACGGUCACAGCAGGCCGGUUGCGUUUAUGCCAAACAGAGUAAAUGGCCAGUAUAUCAUGGAAGGUCUGGCCUCAAGUUUCCUCUUCUCCCUUGGAGGACUUGGUUUUAUCAUACUUGAUAGAACUCAUAACCCUACUACACCAAAGCUAAAUAGAAUUUUACUGAUAUCUGUAGCCUUUUUAUGCAUCCUUGUCUCUUUUUUCACAACUUGGAUUUUCAUGAGAAUGAAGUUGCCAGGAUAUUUACAAAAU